Lactuca saligna is the source of this 616-nucleotide messenger RNA. The record is from the annotation of a GenBank genome assembly. NCBI's taxonomy places the organism in Eukaryota, Viridiplantae, Streptophyta, Magnoliopsida, Asterales, Asteraceae.
AUGGCGGAUCUGUUAGACCUACAUCCAUAUCUCCUUUGUUUGACCUUUGGCAACGAUGCAAUGACAUGGUUAUCUCAUAGAUUUCAAAAGGAUAGGAUUUACAGUAAAACUACUACAAAAGUAGAAAUGGAAUUGGCAGACAGGGCAGUUGGGUUCAUUUUAGCAAGCAUCAGUGUGACUGUUUUCACGUAUUACUCCUUUUGGGUGAUUGUAUUGCCUUUUGUAGACUCGGAUCACUUUGUACACAGUUACUUCUUACCCCAAGAGUAUGCAAUCCUGCUACCUGUUUAUGCUGGUGUCUCUCUCAUUUGCUUCUUAUCUGUCUUUAUUGGAUAUGUCAUGCUUAAAUCCAACUCCAAGAAGAAGAAAGCCUAGUUCAAGUUUUGCAAUCUAGUCUUAUUUUUCUAGUUUUGCAGAGGAAAUAUGACAUGUUUUGGAAAAAUAUAAAUAUAUGUGUGAUCUCUCUAAAUACUAACUGUAAUUUCUCUUCAUAUCUUUAGACGACGUAUUCACUUGCCAAAAGCAUUUCAGUUUUAAUUUGAAAUUCAAAGCUACAGCAUUGUUUAUGUUACAAACGGAUACAAAGGGAAAUAUUGAAACACAAUUGUUAUCGGAA